AUGCGGGAAAACCGCUCGCUCAAUCGACCGGCUUACCAAAUUUCCGAUGCUUACAAAGAUAAUGGUUUCGCCAAGUCAGUUGUCGAUGGGAAGAAAGAAUCCAGUUAUCACAAAGGACGCACAUGUUCCCACACCAAAUCGGAGAAGUCCGCCUCUUGGUGGUAUGUGGACCUGGGCGAACCACUGCCCAUAUCAACGGUAGAGAUUGUGAACAGGGGAGACAGCCUUGGUAAUCGGCUAAAUAACUUCGAACUCUUCAUCGGGAACACGAAGCCUCCAACAGGAUUCGGUUCUGCCUUCAGAUGCUAUAAGGCCAGUCAAGCCGUCAAAAACGGCCAGAUAUUCACGAUACCCUGCAAUGAUAUGACCGGGAGAUUUGUGAUGAUCCGAAUACCACAUGGUAUCCUUAGUCUAUGUGAGGUGACGGUCUAUGUACCGUGCAUGUCGUCCACAACUACAUACUUCGAAAUGGUGGCGGAUGCGGCAGCCCCAAACAACACGGAACCCCUCCUCACCCGUCAAGCAAGGUCUCUAAUAGAAUGUGCUUUGCUGUGUGCUGAACAAAAAGGAUGCGAAACAUUCUUUUAUUUUGAAGAGACCAGACUGGGUCAGCUGUGGAGGAAAUGUGUUGAAAUGCCGUUCGGAGGCCGUGGCUUGUCAUACAAGCGAAAACCGUGAUCCAAACUGUGAUCCAUCGUCAUAUACCAGUCAGUCGUAUGCUCCUCCCCUCGCACACGUUACUGAGCUCGGUCAUAAGUGCUGAGUGUCACUGAAGUUCUGGAUGGACCGUGAUGAAACUGGCCAUGAUCUUUUCGUGUUCUGUUCCAAACAUUAUACCAGUCAGGCUGAUAUCCUCGAAUGACUGGCACGCGGGUGCAUGGUAGGUAUAUCCCGGACGCAGUUGACCGGCCACGUCCUGUCGCCCAGAAGGACGACCAGGAUGACGAAAUGGACUGCACAUGGUUCUAUAGUUGUCGCCAGAUCAAGCUAACGAAGUUGGCUAUGAAAUUGCCAUUAAUGUGCGCAGCAGCUAGACUCCCGGGGCAUGCAGUCCAUUUCGUCGUCUUGGUCGUCCUUCUUGACGGACGUACCGGGCAAGAGGACGAGGCUGGCCCACUGCAUCCAUAGGUGCAGCUCGAUGAGAGUGACAUCUAUCGAUCGACAUUAAUUACGGACACCACCAAUGCUCGAAUGUACACAAGUAUUCCAAACCCAACCACUCGUUUGAGGACACUUCCCAAUUUUA
Lineus longissimus is the source of this 1246-nucleotide messenger RNA. Its product is annotated as fucolectin-3-like. NCBI's taxonomy places the organism in Eukaryota, Metazoa, Nemertea, Pilidiophora, Heteronemertea, Lineidae. The record is from RefSeq and is a predicted model, not a curated record. The coding region runs from base 1 to 678 and encodes 225 amino acids. The transcript is spliced from 4 exons.